Myotis davidii is the source of this 1407-nucleotide messenger RNA. RefSeq names its product proline rich 16 (gene PRR16). The coding region runs from base 68 to 982 and encodes 304 amino acids. The record is from RefSeq and is a predicted model, not a curated record. NCBI's taxonomy places the organism in Eukaryota, Metazoa, Chordata, Mammalia, Chiroptera, Vespertilionidae. Gene Ontology annotation, biological process: positive regulation of translation; positive regulation of cell size. The transcript is spliced from 3 exons.
GGGACGGGGGCGCGCAGCAGCCUCCGCUUGCCCGCCUCCGCUGACCUGCCUCGUUUGGCCCCAAAGAAUGUCCUCCAAGCCCAAGGGGACCCCCUCCUCGUCCUCUCUCGCCGAGGGACCGCCAGCAGGCUCCAAGACCAAGGUGAAGGAACAGAUCAAGAUCAUCGUGGAGGAUCUGGAGUUAGUCCUGGGCGACCUGAAGGACGUGGCCAAGGAACUUAAGGAGGUGGUUGACCAGAUUGAUACCCUGACCUCUGACCUACAGCUGGAGGAUGAGAUGACCGACAGCUCCAAAACGGACACCCUGAAUAGUAGCUCAAGCAGCACGACAGCCUCCAGCCUAGAGAAGAUCAAAGUGCAGGCCAAUGCACCGCUCAUUAAACCCCCAGCGCACCCAUCUGCUAUCCUCACGGUCCUGAGAAAGCCAAACCCUCCACCGCCUCCUCCACGGUUGACACCCGUGAAGAGUGAAGACCCCCAGAGGGUGGUGCCGGCUGUCAAUCCUGUAAAGACCAAUGGCACCCUUCUGCGGAAUGGUGGCUUACCGGGAGCACCAAACAAAAUCCCCAAUGGAGACAUCUGCUGCACACCCGGUAGCAAUUCGGACAAGGCGCCCGUGCAGCCUCUGAUGCAUAGACCUGAAAAAGACAGGUGUCCCCAGGCAGGGCCUCGGGAAAGGGUUCGGUUUAAUGAAAAAGUGCAGUACCAUGGCUAUUGCCCUGACUGUGAGACCCGGUAUAACAUAAAAAACCGGGAGGUCCAUUUGCACAGUGAACCUGUCCAGCCGCCAGGAAAGCUUCCUCCCCAAGGCCCUCCCCGCCCUCCUCCACCGCAUCUCCCUCCAUUUCCACUGGAAAAUGGGGGACUGGGAAUAAGCCACAGUAACAGCUACCCGCCUCUCAGACCUGCAACUGUGCCUCCUCCCACUGCACCAAAACCACAGAAGACGAUCUUGAGGAAAUCAACCACUACAACAGUGUGAUGUAUGCCAUUUAAAAACACUUUUUAUUUUAUUUUCAUUUUUAUAUUAUAAACAUAAUAAGUAAUGCGCACUUUCUACUCAAGCAAUAAAAAGCCCAAAUAUAUUAAUCCUGCAUUCAGCAAAGUGGCAUAAAAAUCACCUGCUCCUUCAGAUUGGAAGGAAAUCUUUAUUUGGAGGCAUGUCAGCUCAUUUUUCUCACUUCAGAUUCAUCAUUAUGACUUCUUGAGGCCAGAUGUAAUUUCGAAAUAACCAGGAACUUGUCCAUCUCAGAGCAGCAAAUUCCCUCAACUUUGGAGCACAAGUGAUUACUGAUAUGGUCUGCAUAAAAUCAUCUGCCUCUAGUCUGACAGCCAUGAGCAGAGCCCUAGGGGUGAAAAAAAGCCACAGCCUUAAAUCUCUUCACUCAGAAAUUAUCAAGAAGAUUU